AACAUUAAUUAACAGGCCAUCUCAUUUCUCUCUCCUUUUGUCUCUCUCUCUCUCUCUCUCUUUCAAAGACUUUUUAGUUUUUGCAGUUAAAUUUAAAGGCGCGUUGUGUAGUAGUAGAAAUUUCAGAACUCAAUUUCUUCGUUAUCUUCUUUCAGAUCUGAGAGACCGAUCUCUAGGGUUUCGAUUCGCUUCGAUUCGGAGCUCCAAAAGCUUAAACCAAAAAAUGGCGAAGCCGAGGUACUCGCGGCUACCAGGUCGGAAACCGCCGUCGCCGUCGUCGUCGUCGACAAUGAUGUUGACCAUGCUCAUCAUGUGCACCUUCGUCAUUCUCAUUCUCCUUGCCCUAGGGAUCCUCUCGAUUCCAAGCGCUUCCGAUUCGCCUAAGGCCAACGAUCUCAGCUCCAUUGUACACAACACCGUCCACGAUGUUGUAGAGGAAGGGAGACCAGAGCAAUGGGUUGAAGUGAUCUCUUGGGAGCCUAGAGCUUUUGUUUACCACAAUUUCUUGACCCAGGAGGAAUGUGAAUAUCUAAUCAGUCUUGCGAAGCCUAGCAUGCAAAAGUCAACAGUUGUGGAUAGUGCAACUGGAAAGAGUAAAGAUAGCAGGGUUCGUACAAGCUCUGGAACAUUUCUGGCAAGAGGACGUGAUAAGAUUAUUAGGAACAUUGAGAAAAAGAUUGCUGAUUUCACCUUUUUACCUAUGGAUCACGGGGAAGGAGUUCAAGUGCUCCACUAUGAAGUUGGACAGAAAUAUGAGCCUCACUAUGACUACUUCCUUGAUGAGUUCAACACUAAAAAUGGGGGUCAGCGUAUGGCUACAGUUCUUAUGUAUCUCUCAGACGUUGAAGAAGGGGGUGAGACAGUGUUUCCUUCGGCCAAGGGGAAUAUUAGCGCGGUGCCUUGGUGGAAUGAGCUAUCUGAUUGCGGAAAAGAAGGACUUUCUGUUAAACCAAAGAUGGGUGAUGCUUUGCUUUUCUGGAGCAUGAAGCCUGAUGCUAGUCUAGAUCCAUCAAGUUUGCACGGUGGUUGCCCUGUGAUCAAGGGGAACAAGUGGUCAGCUACAAAAUGGGUGCGUGUAAAUGAGUACAAGAUUUGAGCUACUGUGUUAAAGUUUUAGUUCCUCUACAAGCCCACUGGUCAUACACUGAAGGGCCUGAUCAGCAGUUUAUCUUCGGCCUUUUUUGAAGCAAAUGAAAGGAUUUUUAAUGUGGGGCACUGGAAAAUAUUUUGAGCCUUGCAUUGCAUCUGAUAUGAUUUUAAAAAAUUUGUUGUAAUUUUGAUGCUGGAGACUAUUGGAUUGAUGUCUUGUUUAAAUAAAAACAAAUAAAUAAAGGAAGAAAAACUAAAAAACCUGGUCAAUGUAGGUAAGGUCUGGCUGCUUAAUGUGAGAAGCUGCAAUCUUGAUAAAUGAAUCUAUUAGUUGAAAAAACGAAUCCCUCUUUUAAUUGAUUUCUUAUCUUUUACAUUUUUUUUUGUGAUAUGUUCUUGAAUUAGAAAUUGCUUGGUUGGUUUAGAUUAUAAUAAUAUUUAUCCUCAAUUGAAAACCUGUCAGGUGUCCUUAAUGCUUGUUUCUUGGGCAGGUUUAAAUGAGUUCUCAUCUCAUUGUUGUACUUUUAUCUCUCAGUCAGAGCUC
Quercus robur (English oak) is the source of this 1633-nucleotide messenger RNA. Its product is annotated as probable prolyl 4-hydroxylase 10. Gene Ontology annotation, biological process: peptidyl-proline hydroxylation to 4-hydroxy-L-proline. Gene Ontology annotation, cellular component: endoplasmic reticulum. Bases 224 to 1096 code for a protein of 290 amino acids. Lineage: Eukaryota; Viridiplantae; Streptophyta; Magnoliopsida; Fagales; Fagaceae. The record is from RefSeq and is a predicted model, not a curated record. The transcript has 8 exons. Gene Ontology annotation, molecular function: iron ion binding; procollagen-proline 4-dioxygenase activity; L-ascorbic acid binding.